AUGCGUAUUCUACAUAAAUGGAAGAAAACUGCUGAAGAAUUGCCGCGCUUUUGGUUUGUUGAUCGUUUACGUCAUGUAGUCAAUGCAAGAGCAUCGUUAGAUGAAACGGAACGUCGCAUUGAUCUCCUUCAACUAAUGCUCGAUGUUGCUACUUCAAAUGAAAUCAAGGAUGAUAAUAAUAGUGAUGUCAUACCGAAAAAGCUUCAGUACGAAGAAGUCGUCAAUAAUGCAUUUUUGUUUAUGAUUGCUGGUUAUGAAACAACAUCAACGGCACUCACCUAUUGUACGUAUAUUUUGGCAACACACCCUACUGUUCAAGAAAAACUUCGUAAAGAAAUUGAGGAAUAUCCAGAUAAAAAUGAAAGUGACUAUGAUCGAGUUCAUAAUAUGGUCUAUCUAGAUUCGUUUAUACGAGAAGUUUUACGAAUGUUUCCUAUUGCACCUAAAGCUACAACAAGAGAAUGUAAUACAACAACGACUGUUUGUAGUUACGUAAUAGAAAAAGGAAGUGUCAUUCAACCGGACAUAUUUUCGUUGCAUUAUGAUCCAAAUUUAUGGGGUCCUGAUGAUCCAAAUUUGUUUAUACCUGAACGACAUUUGACUCGACGACAUCCAGUUGCAUACAUGCCAUUUGGUCAAGGUCCACGCAAUUGUGUUGGAAUGCGAUUUGCACUAAUGGAAAUCAAAUCGUAUUAUACUGCAAUUGAUGAUAAUAAUAAUAAAAAAAGUUAUUUAACAAAUGAAUUAACUCGACAUAUUAUUGAUAUAGAUGAUCAUGGAAUGAAAUUUGAUAAAAAUUAUUAUUCGAUAAAUAUAAGCGAAUCAAUUGGACUUGAUAAUAUUAGAUUUCAAGUGAAUAUAACAAGUGAAGAUUCUAUUGUACAAGAAAAUAGAAUAUUUUAUUUAAUAAAUUCAUCAGAUUAA
Messenger RNA from Rotaria sordida, 924 nucleotides. Lineage: Eukaryota; Metazoa; Rotifera; Eurotatoria; Philodinida; Philodinidae. The record is from the annotation of a GenBank genome assembly.